UUUUGGCUCUUAUUCACUCGCUUCUCCUCACUUCUUAGCCAGGUGCUUCGCGGGGCGAGAAUCCUCCGAGAAAAAGCGCACGAGCACACCGCGGAAAGUUCGCUUCCCGCGCUGGAUUUUGCGGAGCGAGGGGUUGUUCUUGCCUGAGCCCCCAGUGUCGUUUUGAAGAAGAAACAUCUUUCAUAAACACGACCACACGGAAGAAUUACUGGAUUUUUUUUCAUUGAAAUCGUUUUCCCACUUCUCCAGAUUUUCAGAAGUUGCAUGAUCCGUGUCUGUCUACAUAACAGGUGAAUACUUUAUCUUGGUCGAAGAACUUCUUGUCGUUAUUUUGAAAGAGAACUUUAAACGGCGCUGUGAAAAUGUCAAAGCCGGCAGAUCACAUCAAGAGACCCAUGAACGCCUUCAUGGUCUGGUCAAGAGGCCAGAGGAGGAAAAUGGCUCAAGAAAAUCCCAAAAUGCACAAUUCAGAAAUAAGCAAAAGACUCGGCGCCGAAUGGAAACUGCUUUCAGAAUCCGAGAAACGACCAUACAUCGACGAGGCCAAGAGGCUCCGGGCUCAACACAUGAAAGAACACCCAGACUACAAAUAUAGACCCAGGCGGAAACCCAAAAACCUUCUCAAGAAGGACAGGUAUGUGUUUCCUCUGCCCUACUUGGGUGACACAGAUCACCUGAAAGGACUUCCGGUCACUGCCACGGACUCUCUCUUAGGUUCUACGGAAAAAGCUCGUGCAUUUCUGCCACCAACAUCUGCCCCUUACUCCUUCCUCGACCCGAGUCAGUUUAGCACCAGCGCCAUCCAGAAGAUGACAGAGAUGCCCCACACGUUGGCCACCAGCACUUUACCCUACGCAUCAUCUCUGGGAUACCAGAACGGCGCAUUCGGGACCCUGGGUUGUCCCAGCCAGCACACCCACACCCACCCUUCGCCUACAAACCCUGGGUAUGUGGUGCCCUGUAACUGCACCGCUUGGUCGGCAUCGAGUUUACAACCGCCUGUUGCCUACAUACUGUUCCCAGGUAUGACCAAGAGUGGGAUUGACCCAUACUCAACAGCACAUGCCACUGCUAUGUGACUCCACAACUAAAACAUUCUACUCUUUGAAAACUUGAAAA
Molecule: messenger RNA, 1119 nt
Organism: Paramisgurnus dabryanus
Lineage: Eukaryota; Metazoa; Chordata; Actinopteri; Cypriniformes; Cobitidae
Source: RefSeq, a predicted model, not a curated record